UAUUACUUCAAUCUACCUAACAGCUUCUUCUCUAAAGUGGAAGUGGGGGAAUGAUGCAAUUACAUGCAAGGCAAAAACUGGAUAUCUGCACAAUGAACAUUUUUAUGAGAAGGUGGCCAGAGUGAUGAACUCAGACCAGGAAAGGCCGUACGUGUGCAAUGCUCCUGGCUGUUCUCAGCGAUUCCCCACGGAGGACCAUCUUAUGAUACAUCGACACAAACAUGAGAUGACCCUUAAGUUCCCCUCCAUAAAGAACGACAACAUGUUAUCAGACCAGACGCCCACACCAACACGCUUCUUAAAGAACUGUGAGGAAGUGGGAUUGUUCAGUGAACUGGACUGCUCCAUUGAACAGGAGUUUUGCAAGGCCCAGGAAGAAGAGGACAGUAAACAGAACAUCUCACUGCACGGCCAGGCGGGCCAAGGCCAGCACCAGCAGUCCCACUCACGAAUGGGCAACCAUGAUACCAGCAUAGUAAUCCAGCAGGCCCUGCCCUCUCCUCAGUCCAGCUCCGUCAUCACUCAGGCUCCAUCCACCAACAGACAGAUAGGGCCCGUCCCCGGCUCUCUGUCCUCAUUGCUGCACCUACGAAACAGACAGAGACAGCCUCUGCCUGCCUCCAUGCCUGGAACUCUGCCAGACCCGACCAUGCCUGGCUCCUCCGCCGUGCUGAUGCCUAUGGAGAGACAAAUGUCCAUGGGCUCCAAUAUGAUGGGUAUGCAAGGACCCGCCCACAGCAGCUCCUGCUCCUCCACUCACAUUCCCUCCAUGCACUCAGAAGCCAAACUGAGGCUGAAGGCUGCACUUUCACACCAUCCGGGUGCCAUCGCCAACGGCAACAUGAACUCCAUGGGCCACAUGAUGGAGAUGAUGUCAUCGCGGCAGGAGCAAGGCGCUCACCAUCAUAUGCACCCGCACCAGCACCUGCAAGCCCCUCCCCACGCGUACCAGCACCACGGCCAUCACCACCACAGCCAGGGCCACAGCCAGGGAGGACACCACCACCCGCAGGGACACAACCCCCAUCACAACUCCCACAAUCCUCACCUCCAUCCUGGGCACCCACACCAGACCUCACCGCACCCUCCAAUGCACUCUGCAUCACAUAUGUCACCUGCAACCCAGCAGAUGCAGCCCACGCAGACGAUGCAGUCUCCGCCACCCAGUGGUGGGCGGCGCAGGCGAGUAGUAGACGAGGAUCCUGAUGAACGUCGGCGAAAGUUUCUGGAGCGGAACAGAGCAGCAGCUACAAGAUGCAGACAAAAGAGAAAAGUGUGGGUGAUGUCAUUAGAGAAGAAAGCGGAGGAGCUCACUCAGACCAACAUGCAGCUUCAGAACGAAGUGACCAUGCUAAAGAACGAGGUGACCCAACUCAAGCAGCUUCUCCUCACACACAAGGACUGUCCCAUCACCACUAUGCAGAAAGAGUCCCAAGGUUACCUCAGUCCAGACAGCAGUCCAGCAGGCAGUCCAGCGCCAGCGUGCUCCCAGCAGCAGGUCAUUCAGCACAACACCAUCACCACCUCCACCACAACCGUAGGGGGCAGCAGCGUGCACGGGCAGACCAAUCACCGCACAGACAUUAACCCCAUCCACUAGGGACAAGAGAGACUUUAACCCCAAAUUCCCCGCCUACUACCCCGCUUUCUGAGGGUUGCCAGCUGCACAUGCUGACCCCCCUCUCCCUCCAUCAAGAAAAACCUCAGAGGCCUGAGAGGCUGUUCUUUAUACAGUAGCUACAGUAUGUAUUUUUAUAGACCAACCCUAUUAACGCAUAAAUGUUCUAUGGUUUGUUGCAUCUUUUUUUAAUCUGUUUUUUGUGCUUUUAGCAAAAAGGGAGUUUUUGCUAAUCUCAUGCAGCAUUUAAGUGGCUUUUUCUGUUGUGUAAAGGUACAAAAUGGACCACGGUGGUCAUGGAACCAGAAGACAGAGACAUAAGCCUCAGACUGUCAUCUCUAUUAGCAGACGUUACAUCUCUAUAUGCCUGAUGGACUGAAAAAUUAGUCAUUCUCUGAAAAUCACGUGGACAGUAUUUUGAGUGCAUGCGACAGAUACUAAGUGAGUGGGAUGUUGCUGCUUUUAGUUUUGAGUUUGUCAAACUGUCACUACGAUUUCUUGAAGACAACAAUAUGCAAGCAGAUGUAAUGAUCUGAAUAUGACUGUUAAUCUUUUCCCUGUCAGCGUCAAGGAAACUACUUUUUAGUUUCCUUGGUCAGCGGUAUUCUUAAAGAGUGUCACAAAAUACAGCAAGGCAGUGAAAACAUGAUCAAAUGGAAGCAAUACAUCGCAGUAUUGAUAAUCUUCUCUACUCUAUGUCCAUUCUAUGAUCAGCAUGGCCAAGCCACUCUGGUCCCAAGGACAUAUGAUGCUGUUACAGCUACAGAACUGUACACUGUGAUACCAGUGAGGCAGCUCGGGAGUUGAAACAAACUCCUCCGCUCUCCAGGACCAACUGAAGCUUUAAUUAUUGAGGCCUCUUGUGUGUUUGCGCAUCUGGAUUUUAGGAUCCAUAAUUUUAAGUAUGUGUGUGAAUUAUUAUGUUUUUGCCUUCUAUUCCUCUGCAGAACAAAGUUCAGCAGGUGUGGACAGAAAGAAAAACAAAGAAGUGCGUGAGAAAGUGACAGUGAGCAUGAUUUGUUUUUGUUGUUUUUUUUGCCUGGCAUCCCAGAACUGGCAAAGUGUUUUAAAGAGGAGCAGUUUAUUAUGCCUGUGCUUUCCAAAUUGUCACAAUGUGCCUGAAUCUUGUUUUGUUUUUUUGUUUUUUAAAAUUUUGUUGGCUUUCUCUAGACGGCAACUGUUUUUCUUCAAACAAUCAAAACCCAUUCUCAGUGUAUUAUUAAUGAUUUUUCUCUGUUUUUUUGUCACGGAUGUCUGCUGCAUGUAAGCGCAAAACCAGCUGACCAAGAAGAAAAAUAGCAGCUUUCCAUUUGACCUCUGACCUCUUCAUCAAUUUCUCUUCUUCUCUUUCUCAGGCCUCCUAUGCAGAGCCAUGGAUGUACUAACUCUGACUUUGUUUUUUAUCUCAGCCUUUCUCACCACGACUCAUGUUUCUCUCUUUCCAUAUGACCAGGAAUGUUGACUCAUUAGCAUGAUGACCAUAAUGCACUGUGUUUUACAGUAGGAUGGAUGAAAUACAUUCCACUGACAGGUGGAGCGAUCGCAGAGCUGUCUAUGCACUUUGUCCUCUGUCAUGCCAGAGGGUAGAAUAGCCAUAUUAAGGUCAGAGUAAUUCUCAGUGAUCCCCCCUUUUUCACACACCAGCGAGUAACUUAACUGUGUUCGGCUUUGUAGAAAGACUGUGCCUGGCAUGCAUCACAUGUCUGUAGAUUGAAAAAAAAAAAAAGGAACCUAGAGCUCAUUUUGAAGGAUGAGGCUCAAUUAAGGACCCUGACUGUGCCCUUUUUAUUCUGGAAAAAAAGAUGAAGGAUGUGACCUGAAGAGCUUUAUCCUCAAAUUGGGUUACAUCUACGUUUUAUCCAAGUCUUCGGACUGUUUGUGUCACAUAUUAACCCUGGAGACUGUGUGUGCAGUUUGAUACGUGUGUUGAUGAGAAACUGAUUCUCUUGAAAAGGGCUUAGUUGUACCAACCAUUUGAACUGAAGCUUGCCUUAUUUUAGUUUUUUUUAACCCUAUCUAGACCAUUCCAAAUAAACCUUAUGCAUGUGAACAUUACUGCAAUGAUUUCAAAAUACUGUUAACUGGAAUCAUUUUGAGGAUGUUGUUUUUUAAAGUUUUUGACAGCGGGUCCAGAUUCAGAAAAAGGCAUUAGUUACUGCAGAGGCAGACAAAAAAAGGAUAGAUGAACGUGCAGUGUGAGUGUGUCUGUGUGGAUCUGUUAGAGGUGGAGAACAGUUCCUAUGUAUUAAUGAUGUUAUAAUUGUAUUAUUUUAAAUCUAAAACUAUAAAUAUUGUACAUAAUGUCGUUGAUUUCUGUAAUCCUGUACAUGUAAUGCAACCACCUUUCUUUUUGAAGGGAGUAAACGUGUGGUACAUGUCUGUAAAUAAUGUUCCCAUAGCACUUGUUGCCUUUUGUUGUACGUCGAGGCUCAUUUCAGCGCUUAAAUACAUUGUUUAUAUGUAAUGAACUGAUGAAUCCAUUCUUGCCUGCAUAACUUUGUACAUGUUUCUUUGUGCCUGUAAUGACAUUGUCUCUGUUUUUGUUUUGUUUUGCAUUUGUACAGAUGUUAAAGUAUCACUGCAGUUACAUUACGGUAUGAAAAUAAAGCACUUGUUCUGUAACAUAAAA
Molecule: messenger RNA, 4247 nt
Organism: Plectropomus leopardus (leopard coralgrouper)
Lineage: Eukaryota; Metazoa; Chordata; Actinopteri; Perciformes; Serranidae
Gene: creb5b
Product: cAMP responsive element binding protein 5b
Biological process (GO): regulation of DNA-templated transcription
Molecular function (GO): DNA binding; DNA-binding transcription factor activity
Source: RefSeq, a predicted model, not a curated record